GUGCCAGAUUGGUCUGUUUUUAGAUAGUAAUAUAUUUGGGGAACAGUUAUUCCAGGCUCCAGAAUGUUCAUAAGAUAUCUUAUUCUUAAGGCAUUGUGCAUCUCGCUGUGUUUCGCGUCGUCUCCGCCUGGGUCCAGUGAGGAAACAGCUCGGGACUUCAUAGAACAUGUGUUACGAAUUCCCAAUCCCGACAAAGUUCUGAAUUCUGUUCUUGGACGAUUGGAGAGAAACAGGCAUCAAGCGCUGACGGCAAGGCAACGACUCUCUGAGGAAAUUGACUGCGAAGAACCGUCUGAGAUUUUACCGGAAUAUACAGAAUCAUUACAAGCAUCGAGGGAACGGGAGUUAAGACAGUUAGGUGCUCAGAAACAUUACCCCAUUUGUCAUCUUGAAAGGAAGAUUCGAAGACUAAAUACAAAUGAAUAUGAGUACCGACCCGCUUACUAUGAGGAAGUGCGUUGCAGUGCCGUCAACAAUGAAGACUUUAGUGGUUCUAAUGAGAUUUGUUCCAGUCUUGGGUUUUCUUGUGUUCAGUGGAACAAAACUAUUCAUUUGACAAGAAGACGAUAUUCCAGUGAUUGCUGGGAGACGAGGACCAUGGUGAUACCAGCUGGUUGCGAGUGCAUGUGGCCCGUACACAGGCUCGGUGACAUGACAUUGCAUGUUUGAAAAGUUCUCGCUACUCACAUAUGUAUUUUGGACCCUUAUUUAUACUUUUUUAGAAUAUAACAUUUGUCAAUAAAGUUAUAUUAAA
Messenger RNA from Galleria mellonella (greater wax moth), 754 nucleotides. RefSeq lists its product as uncharacterized. The coding region runs from base 64 to 669 and encodes 201 amino acids. Lineage: Eukaryota; Metazoa; Arthropoda; Insecta; Lepidoptera; Pyralidae. The transcript has 6 exons. The record is from RefSeq and is a predicted model, not a curated record.